This is a messenger RNA of Exophiala oligosperma, 2115 nucleotides long. RefSeq lists its product as uncharacterized. Bases 625 to 1833 code for a protein of 402 amino acids. Gene Ontology annotation, molecular function: aspartic-type endopeptidase activity. The record is from RefSeq and is a predicted model, not a curated record. Lineage: Eukaryota; Fungi; Ascomycota; Eurotiomycetes; Chaetothyriales; Herpotrichiellaceae. Gene Ontology annotation, biological process: proteolysis. The transcript is spliced from 5 exons.
CCAUCGUCCGUGUGCGUUUUCCAUCAUGGAUUCGCUUUUCUUUUGUCCCUAGCAUUGUCACCCAUUUCAUGCAUCGUAUCAGUCCAUGUUUCAUUAAUUCCGGCUCAAUUUCCCCCAAGCGCCAACCUAAGUCUGCAUGAGCACCAUAACAGCCUUGUUCUCCCGUCUUCCACCCAAUGGAGCAGCUGAACAUGCUUUUUCUUUUUAGAUGAGCAAUACCGAAUGUUCCUCGGCUGCUUGGCUCACACUGCUUUCUUCUCGAAUCACUGCCCUGCACAGACAUGUGCCCUCGAAUAUUUCAAUUGAACCUUGGUUAUCUACCUUCUCGAAUUGUCUAUGUCUCCGUGACAUUCCCGGUCUUUGACGUCCCUCAACGGGUCCUUCAAUAUCAAUGAUCGUCACCGAAGGGUUCCAGUGUAUCAUCGCGUUAUGUUUGUCUUGAUUCCCUGCAGACCUCAUGCAUAGAGCAUUGGAUCCGCUCCGUGGUAUCAGGGAAGACUUCCACCAUGAUAUACAUAUAUAAGCACAGGGCAAUAUCACGGUCUCUACCUCCCCAUUGCCAGCACAACCGCCAUUCUUUUGUAGUUUUUAUUCAAAAACGUCCAUUCUUUUCCUCCAUCAACCAUGCAUUCUCUUACGGUUGCGCUGGCACUCUCUGCCCUGGCAUCGACUUCGCUGGCGAAGCCCAUACCCGCCCCUGAGGCCUCAGUCAACACAAAGAAAGGUUUCACUGUCAAUCAAGGUCCCGCAAAGCCUUACCAGGCCGGUCCUGUUCAGCUGUUGAAGACCUACAACAAGUACAAUAAGCCUGCCCCUGCCGAUGUCAGCAACGCUGCAACUAGUAAUGGCUCUGUCACUGCUACUCCUGAGCAAUACGAUGCCGAAUAUCUUUGCCCUGUCUCCAUUGGUGGUCAGACCUUGAAUUUGGAUUUUGAUACAGGGUCCAGCGACUUGUGGGUUUUCUCCUCUGAGCUGUCAAGCUCUCAGAGCCGUGGUCACAGUAUUUAUGAUCCAACCAAAUCUUCCACGUCGAAGGAACUUUCUGGGGCCACUUGGAACAUCAGCUACGGCGAUGGCUCUGGCGCCAGUGGCAAUGUUUACACCGAUACUGUCGAUGUCGGAGGCACUACCGUUACGAGCCAAGCUGUUGAAUUGGCGGAGACAAUUAGUGCGCAAUUCCAGCAGGACCAAGACAACGAUGGCUUGCUGGGUUUGGCUUUCAGCUCGAUCAACACAGUCAAGCCUCAGCAACAAACCACUUUCUUCGACACGGCCAUUAAAGAAGGUGUUCUUGAAGCAAAUGUCUUCACUGCCGACUUGAAGAAGGGCGCUCCUGGCUCUUACGACUUUGGCUUCAUUGAUAGCAGCAAAUAUACUGGCGACAUCACCUACACAGCCGUGAACAAUGGCCAAGGAUUCUGGGAGUUUACUGGCACCGGUUAUGGUGUUGGAAAUGGCCAAUUCCAGUCCAGCAGCAUCGAUGCGAUCGCUGACACGGGCACCACUUUGAUCCUCGUCGACGAUGACAUUGUCUCUGCAUACUAUGGUGAGGUCAACGGUGCUCAGUAUGAUAACAGCCAAGGUGGCUAUACCUUUGAUUGUUCAUCCGAUCUUCCCGACUUCAUCUUGGGCAUUGAGAAUACUAAGUUCACCGUCCCUGGAUCCUUUGUCAACUUUGCCCCUAUCACCGACGGCUCCUCAACAUGCUUCGGAGGCAUCCAGAGCAACCAGGGGUUGGGCCUUUCCAUCUAUGGAGAUGUUUUCCUCAAGGCUGUCUUUGCCAUCUUUGACAACGACAACCUUCAGCUUGGAUUUGCGAACAAGGGUCUGUAGAAGACGAGUUCUCUCUGAAUUCCUUGACCCUUAGACUCUGCUUGGGCUGGGUCCAGCUGUCGUAGCGUUGGCAGAUGCUGCGACCUACAUGCACAUGAGGGUAGGAGCAGCUAUUGUGGGGGGUUUUCAACUUUCCAAGUAUAUAUCCGCGGUGCAGAAAGAAUACGCAAAUAGUAAGGAUUAAAAUGGGAAUCAUGUUAUCAUCACUCUGCUAUCAUAAGACGAAUAGAAAUGGGAUUGUUGAAAGAGUUGAUAGAUGAUGAAUUCAAGCUGUUGUUCGAG